Molecule: messenger RNA, 789 nt
Organism: Zerene cesonia (dogface butterfly)
Lineage: Eukaryota; Metazoa; Arthropoda; Insecta; Lepidoptera; Pieridae
Exons: 3
Coding region: 82-789 (235 amino acids)
Biological process (GO): stabilization of membrane potential; potassium ion transmembrane transport
Cellular component (GO): membrane
Molecular function (GO): potassium ion leak channel activity
Source: RefSeq, a predicted model, not a curated record
GCCGGACACGCGCAAGUCUACCGUGAACAUUUUAAUUCAUGAUCAAAAUUUAUCAGACUGUCAUCUGACGUGAAAACAACAAUGGAUCCUCUAGAUGUCCCACCUAGUCAACCGCCGCCGCCGCCGCCAAAACCAAGGCCGAAGAUAAUGCUCACGAUACCAACCCCUGUAACACCGAGGGGUCCAAACACACCGUCGUCCAUCCACUGGGGCCAAACGCAGUACUACGGAAGGGCCCCACAGACAGCGGUGUCCCACAUAUCCGACCCACACGCGAACCCCUAUUUCAACCCCUUCGUUCACAUGUAUCACAACAAAGCGUCGGAGUUUAUGUUCAAACAAUUCGAAGGAUUUAAAGACUUUACUAUGAACACAGCGAAAAGUGGUUUAAGUGUUGGUGAAAAGACUGCUUUUUGGUUUUAUAACAAGUUGAAGUUGUGGUCUAAGAAAUGGUUCACGCAUUUCUUCUUGACGUUGUGUUUAUUGGUUUACAGCAUACUUGGCGCUUUAAUGUUCCAGGCUCUUGAGGGUCCCUACGAAGAGAAGUAUAACAAAAAUAUCAUAGAUGUGAGACGACAAUUAGUCGUCAGUAUACAGGCGAAUUUAGAGAAGAAUGGAUCGCUAGUUAAGAACACAUCACUAUUCAUGUCGCUUCUAGAGAACAACGUGGCGGCUUACGAGGAAAGUUUCAAAGAAUAUUUGAAGCAUGUUAACGGCAAUAAUAAGACGUGGACCUUCUGGAACUCCAUGUUUUACGCGGGGACUAUUUAUACUACCAUAGGUUUGUAA